CGGGGCGCGGCGGGCGGCACGAUGCGGGUGGCGGUGACCGGCUGCUGCCACGGCGAGCUGGAUAAGAUCUACGAGACGCUGGCGGUGGCGGAGCGGCGCGGCCCGGGCCCCGUGGACCUGCUGCUGUGCUGCGGCGACUUCCAGGCCGUGCGCAACCAGGCCGACCUGCGCUGCAUGGCCGUGCCGCCCCGCUACCGGCACAUGCAGACCUUCUACCGGUAUUACUCCGGAGAGAAAAAGGCCCCGGUUCUCACGAUCUUCAUCGGCGGAAACCAUGAGGCUUCGAAUCAUUUGCAAGAGUUACCCUACGGUGGCUGGGUGGCGCCCAACAUUUAUUAUUUAGGUUUGGCAGGUGUGGUGAAAUACCGAGGUGUGAGGAUUGGUGGCAUCUCUGGGAUCUUCAAAUCUCACGACUACCGGAAAGGUCAUUUUGAGUGUCCUCCUUACAACUCAUCUACAAUAAGGAGUAUAUAUCAUGUGAGGAAUAUUGAAGUCUAUAAACUAAAACAGCUGAAGCAGCCUAUAGAUAUAUUCUUAUCUCACGAUUGGCCCAGAAGCAUCUACCACUACGGGAAUAAGAAGCAACUCCUGAAGACCAAGUCCUUUUUCCGACAAGAGGUGGAGAAUAACACACUGGGCAGCCCGGCGGCCUCGGAGCUUCUAGAUCACCUGAAGCCCACUUACUGGUUCUCCGCCCACCUCCACGUCAAAUUCGCAGCCCUGAUGCAGCAUGAGGCCACGGAUAAAGGAGAGACAGCCAGAGCGACGAGAUUUUUAGCCUUGGACAAAUGCUUACCACAUAGAGACUUUCUUCAGGUCUUAGAGAUCGCACACGACCCCAGUGCUUCCGACCAGCUGGAGUACGACGUGGAAUGGCUCGCCGUGCUCCGCGCCACGGACGACCUGGUGAACGUGACCGGGGGCCUGUGGAACACGCCGGAGAACAACGGCCUGCACGCACGGUGGGAUUACAGUGCCACCGAGGAAGCCAUGAAGGAGGUCCUGGACAGCAUGCACCAGGACCUCAAAGUGCCCUGCAACUUCAGCGUCACCGCGCCCUGCUACGACCCCAGCAAGCCGCAGGCCCCCGGGCAGCCGCUCCACAGGAUCAACCCUCAGACCACCGAGUUCUGCGCCCAGCUCGGCAUCACGGACAUUAACGUGAGGCUUCAGGAGGCCAAGCAGGAGCCCCCCCCGUGUGGGGAGGACGAAGAGCAGGAGGAGGGGAGCAGCGACUCUGCGGAAGACCAGAGCGAAUACACCCCCGACACCUCCGCCCUGUCCUCCAUUAAUCCCGAUGAGAUCACGCUGGAGGAGGAGGAGGAGGGGGAGGGGGAGGAGGGGGACGGGGAGAGCUGUGCGAGUUUGCCCAGUGACAUGAACACUCCCUCGGUAGAACCUUCUUGCAGUCAGGCUUCUGAUCUCUCCACAAGCUUUUCCGACGUGAGGAUCCUGCCGGAGUCCAUGAUUGUGUCUUCUGAUGACCUACCGGGCUCUCCACCGGGUAGCAAAGGGACCCCAGAGGAUGAUGGGAAGGAUUUCACUGAGGUGCCGCUGAAGAGGCUGAGCAGUGAACACGAACCCGAACAGAGAAAGAAAAUCAAGAGGAGGAAUCAAGCCAUCUAUGCAGCAGUAGAUGACGAUGAUGAUGAGGAAGCAUAAGACGUGGACUUCACUUCCUAUUAUGUGUACAUAUGUGAUUUUUUUGAGACCCUAUUUUUCGAGUUGGAUUUUUAAUGCGAGGAAUACCUUUGUAAUAAUGAAGUUUUAAAAGGGGAUUUAAGAUAUCAACUUUGUCUUUAGGCUUUUAUAUGUUUUGAGACACAAACGCAUGAACGUUUCCUGUACGGUCUUUAUUGACCUAUGUCACUAACCUCCGUUUCUAGGCACUCACUGCUCAUGUGCUUCAUGCAAACACGUCUUCUGCAGUAUGGCACUAUGAACGCAGAGGACACAUGAAUUUUUUUCAGGGAGUUAAAAUGACUAUAAAAUAUAUUUUGAUGUAUUCAAAAAGAGGUAUAUUUAUGUUUUUCAAAGCCCCGUCAGUUUUGUACAUAUAAUUAUGUGUCCCUCCUUUUCAUGAUCAUCUGGUCCCCAAUCAGCUUAAUGUCCAUCAGAAAUAAAUUGCAAUUGGAGAUGA
Messenger RNA from Perognathus longimembris pacificus (Pacific pocket mouse), 2140 nucleotides. RefSeq names its product debranching RNA lariats 1 (gene Dbr1). Gene Ontology annotation, biological process: mRNA splicing, via spliceosome. Gene Ontology annotation, molecular function: RNA lariat debranching enzyme activity. Lineage: Eukaryota; Metazoa; Chordata; Mammalia; Rodentia; Heteromyidae. The record is from RefSeq and is a predicted model, not a curated record. Bases 22 to 1662 code for a protein of 546 amino acids. Gene Ontology annotation, cellular component: nucleus. The transcript has 8 exons.